Oryza brachyantha (malo sina) is the source of this 350-nucleotide messenger RNA. RefSeq lists its product as uncharacterized. The coding region runs from base 13 to 309 and encodes 98 amino acids. The transcript has 2 exons. The record is from RefSeq and is a predicted model, not a curated record. NCBI's taxonomy places the organism in Eukaryota, Viridiplantae, Streptophyta, Magnoliopsida, Poales, Poaceae.
GUCUCUUUCUAUAUGGGAAUCAGGCAGCGCUCACAUAAGUUGCCAAGGGCAAUGGCGUACUGCAGGUGCAGGAUGAUACUCGUCUUGUUCUUCUUCUGCGUCUGCAUUUUCGUAGCGACGACUGAUGCUGCCAAGGGUCCGAGAGCCGCCGGGAGGUGGACGGUUGGCUCGCCGGCGGCGUACUCGGCCGGCGGGCCGGCCGGUGCAGAUGUGUUCAGGGACAGCAAGAGGAGGAUCCCCAAGGGGCCUGACCCUAUUCACAACAGGCGUGCUGGGAAGGCGACGAUCGCGCCACGGCGAAGAGACUAGCCGGAGAAGAAGCUCCAGAGAGAGUUUGGAUGAGACUGAAG